CCCACCACAAACAGGAAGCGACAGUUCACCAGUCUGCUCAUUGGAAAACAGCUAAUUCACUUGUGCUAUUGUUUUAUUGAAAAAGAGAAGGCGCUGGACGCGAGAGAGGAUGUUCGUCGGAGACGAUGAAGAAGGAGACUUCUUGUCUCCGUCAGGAGGGGCUAAGUUGGCCUCCCUGUUUGGUCUAGAUCAGGAGGCAAGUAAGGGGAACGAGUCAUUUCAAUAUACAGCUCCCAAACAGCCCAGGAAGAGCUCCACUCCAGUGCCACCCUCCCAGAAACAAGCUUCACCGUAUGGAGCCCCAGCUGUGCUAUUCGCCACAGCCGUCCAAGCCUUCAGAUAUAUUAACGGACAGUAUGUGAAGCAGGGCAAGCUGGGAGCAGCCGCACUGGGCAACCACACAACAAAAGAGUACAAACUGCUUCUGUACUUGAGCCAACAGAAACAAGUGACCACUGCCAAGAUUCACAUGGGCUUUGUUUUCACGGUACAACCUAACCAUUAUUGCACUUUUUAUGAUGACCAGAGGCAGAACUGGUCCCUGAUGUUUGAAUCAGAAAAAGCUUCAUCAGACUUCUGCAAGGAGGUAUGCUUAGCAAAAGUGAACAGUGCAGCCUCUUUAGAUGCUGUGGUGGUUCAGGAUCUGAGUCUUGGGGAGGGCCAGGGGGUGGAGAAUGGAGACUCCCUGGAGGUGGUGUACACAGGCUGGCUCCUGCAGAACCAUACCAUCGGACAGAUGUUUGACUCCAACCAGGACAAAGACAAGUUGCUCCGACUGAAAAUUGGAGCUGGAAAAGUGAUCAAAGGCUGGGAGGAAGGGAUGCUGGAGAUGAAGAAGGGAGGCCACCGCCUUAUUGUCAUCCCACCGAACCUUGCCUACGGAUCCAAAGGAGUCCCCAACUGUGUCCCGGCUAACAGCACUCUUAUUUUUGAAGCAGAACUUCGGCGGGUGAAGUUUUCCAAGGACAGUGGCUCUGAUCGGGCCAGUGCCAGCUCCAGAGACUCUGCUGCUCCUUCCCCAGCUCCCAGUGUGGAGAAUCUGACCCCAGAGUCUGCAGUACAGAUGACUGUCUCAGGCCCAGGCAGACCAGGGGAGCCACAACUUCGUGCAAAGUCAAACUCUCUCAGUGAACAGCUGGCAAAUCCAGAUGCUUCUAAAGCCAAGCUGAUUUCUCGCAUGGCAAAGAUGGGUCAGCCCAUGUUGCCCUUUCUGACAGGAGCGGCCAGCCAGCCUGAAUCCAGUGACUCUGAGCUUGAGGACACCAGCGGCAGCAGAGUGAAGGAUCGGCCUUUAGCUUCAUCUCCAGUGCAGAUUUCCACUGCUCCAGAUUCAGCACAUGUACAUCCUCAUCCUCACACUGCUCCAGCUUCUACCUUACUUCCUGUUAUGACCACUGUUGCCCCGCACCCUGGCAGCAACCAUGCCUUUCAGCCCUACUACAAUCAGACCUCUAUGGCUCAGUCUCAGCUGCAGCCUUUUGGUCAGGUCUACCCUGCACAGAGUGUCCCGUAUACAGGCUCCAGUGAUGUGACUUCCUUCUUGAUGACUGAAGCACGCCAGCACAACACAGAAAUCCGGUUAUCUGUUGGAAAAGUGGCAGAUAAAGUAGAUCAACUGGCCUCAAAGAUAGAUGACCUUCAAAGGCAGGGAAGUGUUCCAAUGGGUGUUUCUAGUAUGUCGAUGGAAACCUCCAUGAUUGUACACAACAUCCAAAGAAUUGUGCAGGAAAAUGAAUGUUUAAAAAAGGAAGUCUUUGACAAAAGCUCUCGCAUUGAAGAGCAAAAUCGAAAGAUUGGGGAGCUCAUUAACCAGAACCAGAGGUACAUGGAGCAGAGUAACCUGCUGCAGGAAAAGAGAAACGACUCCCUUAAGUCGUCCAGUGAACACAACCAGGCCAGAAUUCUACAGGCUGAGCAAGACAAGGUUCGUCUGACGGAGGAUCUGGCUUCAUCCUCAGCCCGGCUGUCUGAGCUGCAGCUGGAAGCUACUUCCCACCGGCAGAAGGCUGUGGAGCUGCAGAGUAAACUGAGCUCAGUGCUGCUGGAUACUGAGAGUCAGGGCAAGUGCAUCACUGCCCUGGAAACAGAACUGGAAGAGCUGAAGGAGACAGCAGAGAGGACACAGGCCCAGUACCGCUCAGAGAGGCAAAGACGCAAAGAGACAGAGCUGAGGGUCAACAACACCGAGGAGGAGCUGCAGGACCUAAGGACUGAUAAAGAAGGUCUAGAACGAACACUUUUGGAAAGGAAGAAGAAGUGGCAGGCGGAGCGUCAACGUCGGGACGAGGAGGUGGAGGAGCUCCGCAAGAGCAGCCAGCAGGAGCUGGACAACCUCCGAGCUCAACUUCGCAAGGCUAGGACCAGCACUGACAAUGCUGCAUCUGAGCAGUUGUCUCAGCUGCAGGCUGAGCUUGAGGAGGACUGGAAGGGGAAGUAUGAGCACAUGUUGGCGUCUGUUAAAGAGCAGCACAGGAGAGAUCUGUCUGAACUUACAGAGCAGAGAGAUGCUCUGCAGGACAAGUUAACCCAGCUACAGGAAAAGUUUACUCAUCUGAAGCAGUCAAGGGAUUCGGAAGAGCAGAUUUUGCUCCAGCACAACGGGCAGACUGAGGAGCUGCAGGCCCUUCAGGAAAAAUACACAGCCUUGGAGCAGCAAGCAGGAGCUGUAAAGGAGAAGCUUGAAAAUAAAAUGGCUGAACUGGAGAAGAAACUGGCAGAGCAGGAGAGUUCGGGAGACACUGCAACAGAGGUGAAGCGUGUGAUGAACGGAGUUUUUCAUUCUCUGCGAGCGGAGUUUGACCUUAGUGAAUCUUACUCAGGCCAGGCUGUGCUUGGGGUGAUUGUCAGCACCAUCAAGAAUGUAACUCUACAGCUGCUCAGUGGCACACAAGGACCUUCUGUCCUUCCCAAGAAGGAAGAGGAUGCGGAGGAACAGGAGGAAGAAGCAAGUGAUGAUGUGAAACAAAGUGAGGAGAAACCUCAUCAGAAUGUGCAUGUGAAUGGAGAGAGACAAGUCAAAGAGGAAGAAAAAGAAGAAGAACAUGAGGCUGAGUUGAAUUCUUACCAUGUCAGUGAGACUCAAAUGAAUCAGGACAUAGGGCAAGAGGAGACAGAGACAUCAACUGAAUCAAAGACACAAAGCCAAUCUGAGACAUUACAGGCCACUGAUCUCCAUCCAGUUUCAUUCAGUGAAGGGUCACUUCAGGAGCCAGCGGAAGAAGCAGCAGCAGCAGAGAGUGAAGGACAGCAGGAGCAGGGAGAACAACCUGUUCCUGAAAGCCCAACAGAGUCCAGAGACUCCAACAAAUCUGCACAUCCAGAUGAUGGAUCUGAUCAGAGUUCAGCAUCUGACGAUGGACAGGAAAGUGCUGCAGAGAGCAGUGAGGUGGACAAGGAGAACAUGGACAAUAGAGAGCAUGUAGAAGAAAAGAAUGCUGCUCCUGAGGAAUCUUUUGGACCCCCAGCCAACCCACCUCCACCACCAGACACAAUUCAGAAGACCCCAUGCCUGACUGAGGGAAUUAGUGAGGAAAAUGGAUCGGAGCCAUUUUUCCAGAUCACAGCUCCUGCCAAACCCUCCGCAGCAGCCAGCGAGGAGGAAGAGGAGGAUGAGAUGAGCUUGAAGGGCCGCCCACCACCCGCCCCUCUGUUUGGUGAAGAGGAGGAUGACGACGAUGAUCUGGACUGGCUGAACUGAGAUGGAACCAGAAUAAUUUAAUUUUGCGUCUUAAUUUCUGACUCUACAAACCAGACGCAGGGUGUUUGACCUGUUGUUUGUGCCUGGCGGAGCCGUUAGGAUGAACGUCUGCACGUCUGAGUCCCGACGAUCCACGAUCUGAUGCUGCAGUUAUGGUUGGAACAUGAAGUCUGUAAAACAUGAUUAAAAAGGCCACAUCUGUUAGUGAUGCGAUUAAGUACCGAACCUUUACAUGGCACUGUAGCAGAGUUUGUUGAAUCAGCAGUAAUCCUCUUAUCAGACUGUACCACGUUUUUUAAUCAUUAGCUUGCUGCUUUAAGAGUAGAACUUUUACACGGUUUUGCUGACCUGAAAUUGAUUCCAGGAAAUAAAUAGCAUUUAUCUUUUCUU
Messenger RNA from Limanda limanda (common dab), 4087 nucleotides. RefSeq names its product FKBP prolyl isomerase family member 15b (gene fkbp15b). Lineage: Eukaryota; Metazoa; Chordata; Actinopteri; Pleuronectiformes; Pleuronectidae. The transcript is spliced from 29 exons. The record is from RefSeq and is a predicted model, not a curated record. Gene Ontology annotation, molecular function: peptidyl-prolyl cis-trans isomerase activity. The coding region runs from base 110 to 3697 and encodes 1195 amino acids. Gene Ontology annotation, cellular component: growth cone.